This is a messenger RNA of Phytophthora nicotianae INRA-310, 6170 nucleotides long. RefSeq lists its product as hypothetical. The coding region runs from base 35 to 3712 and encodes 1225 amino acids. Lineage: Eukaryota; Oomycota; Peronosporomycetes; Peronosporales; Peronosporaceae. The transcript has a single exon. Gene Ontology annotation, cellular component: Golgi apparatus. The record is from RefSeq and is a predicted model, not a curated record.
UAAUCCCAUAACUCCCCGCAUUCCACCUGGCACGAUGCUCAAGAAGAAGGAGAAGCUCGAGCAGAUGCGCGAGCUCGGGCGCGGAGGUUUGUCCAAGGGGUUGAGCUUCCUCCGCACCGCAGCCGCUAAUGCUUCGCUUGAGAAUGGCGAGGCCUCUUCCGCUUCUCCUCCCCCCACUGCUGAGGGAGGGGGUCCUAAUACCAAUCGGAUGACGUACGAGGAGCUUCUGGCACUCAGUAUGAAGCUCACGCGACAGAACAAGCUCAUGAAGGCUCAGUAUCAGAAGAAUCAGAGUAAACUAGCAGCUGCGGCCACAAGCGACGCCGAUAUACAGGCCUUACGGAGCUUCCUGGAGCACGAACUGGGAUUGGAUGUGGCUGCAUGCGUCAAGACGGAGGAAAAUAGUGCCCCCGGAGGGUCUAUUGACAUUGAAGCACUAAAGGAGAAGUACCGUAUAUUGUCAGAACUGAAGCAGAAAGAGGAGAGCAAGCCUGCGCCCGUGGAGAGCGUCAACUUGCUGGAUCUGUCCCCUACUGCGACCGAGAAGACGCCUGGGAAGUACGAGGAGAUAGAUCUAUUGGGAGGAGAGCAUAAAAGCGUUCCCUUUGAGGACGCACAGGUGGACGAGGCCAUGCAGCAAGUAGAAAGGAUGAGAGAGCAGCUGAGACAGGGUGCUCUACAGACCCAGGAGCUCGAGAAGAAGCUUCUGGAGAGAGAUGAACAGUAUCAAGAAGCCAGGAGAGUGCUAGAAGAAGAGAAGAAAACGUUGGAGAGUAAACUGGAGGAGAUGAAGAAGGAGAAGAUGACAAGUAGAGAUGAAGAACAGGAGGAACUGCAGAGACUGAUGGAGCUGAAGGGAGAACUGGAGAAGAAGAUCAGGGAAAUGUCGGGGCAGUUGGAUGAGAGAGAAAAUGAGCAGAAACAGGCAGCAGAGUCUAUUGCUAAGAUGGAGCAGGAGAAGAAGGAACUGGUUGGGCGCCUGCAACAAGCUGAAGCUGCUGCGUCGGAGAGGGAGAACGAAGAUAAGGAGAAGAUGGAGGCGGCUCUUGAAGCUCAACGAGUUGAAUUGGAAGCAGCGAAGGCGGACAGCGCACGUCUCCAGGAGCAACUCCAAGCGUUGCAAGCUGCUCCUGCUCCGAGUGGUGCUUCUGAUGACGAAGUGAAGGAAGAGAUAGAGGCUGCGUUAGAAGCGCUGCAAGUAGAGCUGGAGCAGGCGAAGGCUGACAAUGCGCGUCUGCAAGAGCAAGUCCAAACGUUUCAGGAAGCUUCUUCUGAGACUGAAGUGAAGGAGAAAGUGGUUGCAAUGGAAGCUCAGCUAGCAGAACUAGAGGCAGCAAAGGCCGAGAAUGUGCGUCUCCAGAAGCAAAUCGAGACGCUGCAGCAGGAAACUCCUUCCCGAUCGGAGACUUCUGAAGACGCGGUGAAGGAGAAGGUGGCAGCAGCACUGGAGGCUCAAAGCUCAGAGCUAGAGGCCGCAAAAACUGAAAACUCACGUCUUCAGGAUGAAAUCGAGGCAUUGAAACAGGCAGUAGCUUCUGCUUCUUCUGAAUCUCAGACAGAAGCUGCUGAUGAAGUGGUGGGUUCUCUGCGUGCCGAGGUCGACCGCUUGCAAAGUCUGCUAGCUACCAAGAACAGCGAUAGUGAAGCAGUUCAACAAGAACUCGCGUCGCUGAAGGAACAAGUACAAAAGGCACAGAUGGUGACAUCGACGGAGAAUGAAGCAAAUGCAGCGUUGAUGCAAGAGCUGGAUCGCGUGAAGCUCGAAUCAGCAGAGCAUGUGCACGAGAUACAGUCGCUACAGAAGAAACUUCACGCAGCUGAGGACCGGUUAUCCAAGACGAAGGGUGAGAGCGAAGCCACGCAGUCGCUGGUGGAAGCGCUUAAGGAAGACACAAGCCGUCUGGCCGACCAGGUUGCUCAGUUUGAGCUAAAGCAAACCGCUUCAGAGAAAGAAAUUACUGCUCUAAGUGAAGCCAAGCGUGAGCUUGAAGAGCAGCAAGAACAAGCACGUGAAGCCAAGGCGUCAAUGGAGAAACAGCUGGUAGAGGAACGUGCGUACUGGACAUCCAAGCUCGAGAAUCUCAUCACAGACAGUGACGCAGCGAAUACCAAGACAGAGGCGCUGGAAGCGGAACUACGCGAGAAGGAGAAGCAAGUUACAAAGAUGUCUGCCUCUCAGAAAUCCAUGACCUCCGAACUCAUGGAGUUGCAGAAGCAGGUGAGCAGUAUGCGUGAAGAUCUGGCAAUGGCUGCUGAAGGUCUUGAAGCGCACGCCACGAAAGCUGAAGAGAACGAGCGUCGAUACAUCCAGAGCGAGAAACAGGCCACUGAAUUGAAGAAACAACUGGACGAAAUGCGCGAAAAACAUCACGAGAACUUCGAGAUGUUGCGUAAAGAAAAAGAAAGUGAGCUGGAGCGUGUGCACGCUGAGCGACGUACACUAAUCACCGAGAAGAAAGAACUGUCUCGUGAGAAAGAUGAACGGCAAGCUCGCUGCAAGACGCUGGAACGGGAGCUAGAUACUCUACGCAAGCACCAAGAGCAGCUGGAGACGUCUUUGAGCGAUAAAACGCUGCAAGUGGACAACUUGAGUGUGGAUCUAGCGGAGACGAAGAAGUCGCUAUCGGAUCGCAUGGCACUGGCCACGCGACUGCAGACAGAGAACAUGAGUAUGGCUGGUAAGCUGGCUGAGCAGGUGGCGCUUAUUGAAGGUGCUCUGCGUGACGCUGCGAAUAGUAAGGCUGCGCAACAGGAGAUGGAGACACAAGUCCAAGCUGCUAAGGCCGACGUCCAGUGCAUGAAACAGAGCGAAAACCAAGCUAAACAGGAGCUUGAAGACGUCCAGCGCGAGAUGCUGAAGCAAGAAGAGAAGUUCCAGUAUGAACGUGGAGAAGCGAAGCUGGCACUAGAGGCUGCUGUGGAGAACGAGAAACAGACCUUUAAACGCGAACUCGAUCGUCUCGAAACCGAAAGCAAACACAAGUCGAAGCUGGCAUUGCAGGCGGUGCUGGAAAAGGAGAAGGAUAUUGCUCGCUUGAGUGCGCGUCUACAUGAGUUGGAGGAGGAUGUUCGCUCCGGUGGCGCAGACAACCGUAAGAUCCUUGAAUUCGCCCAGUUACAAGCGAAGAGAGAGGUGGAGCAGCGAGAACAGGCAGCACAGAUGCAGACGUUGUCCCAGCAACUCGAAGAAGCGCAGCGCGAGAUCCAGGAGCUGCGAGAAGACAAGCGUCGUCAUGCUGAGGAGCUGACGGCGAUGCUGCAGAACCAGCGACGUGAUGGCGUCAACAUGGAGUACUUGAAGAAUGUGGUGGUGCAGUACAUGUCGUUCCGUCCUGGUUCUUCGCAGCAGACGCGAUUGGUGCCAGUUCUCUCGACGUUGCUGCAAUUCACGGCUGCUGACAUCAAGGAGAUCAAACAUGCAGCUCGUCGCGGCAAUAGCUGGACAUCCUGGGGCAGUAGUGACUCUGGUCUCGACUACAAGCCCAUCGUUGUUGGUGCUAACCACCGGCACCCGGUUCCAUCUUCGUCAUCGUCCACAUCACAAGACAACGGCGGACGAAGAUCUCCUUUAGGCAGAACGGGGUCAGCACCUGUAGCUCGAGUUUCUCCACGGUCAGAGUCCCAUCUAGAGUCUCGAGCGUCCAGCUUCUACUUGCCGAGCGGCGGACACGACGGACCAGCGGAUCCAUCAGCAGAGAGCGCUGACUUCUAAGCGACUAAGUAGAAAGAAACGAGUCAUAGAGGUCUGCACCUGCUGGACCAAGUUAAGAGUCGAAAGGGAAGCGUGUAAAUGAAUUGUGGCUGACACAGAUACAUGAAGAUUUACUCGCUUGCUUCACAUCCCCAUCAUGCUCUUGCGGUUCAUGAUCAGCUCCGACGUACGCCUAUAAAGAAGCAACAUUAAAUAAAACAAGGACCACAUGAAAGCAAGUACACAAGUCGAACGUACUUUCUUGCCGCGUCCUGGCGAGUCAUUCUUCGCGUGCGUUCGCCUCCAGACGCAGAUGCGGCAGAGCCCGAGUUGGCAGCAGCGAUGGCUGCAGACAGCGGUGCCGUGGCGAGGAAGCUCUGGUGACGAGACAGCGACGCAAUGCGGUUCACACUGCCCCAGUAGCCCGUCGCAGCGUUCUUCUUGAGCUCGAGCUUGCCAUUACUGCUACACAGCAGACGCAUCCAUUCCAAGCAGUGAUCUAAUACAAAACACUACAGUUAGUUAGACUGCUAACAAACUGUUAACGGUGAUAUACGUACCAAUGGAGUCGCAUUUGAUGAUCAUGCGGUCAGGAACUGUUUGAAUCGCAUCGCUCGAGCCACUGGACUGUGGUCGAAGAGUAAUGACACAAGCGGACUUGCAGUUGCCGGUCUCGACUUCUUCCUUUUCAUUGCAAGCACGAACCUCCACGAUGUCCUUGGUGGCAAAUGAGCCCAAGAUAUCGGGCUCCUCGUCGUAAAGAUGCAGCGCCAGCGACAUCAUGAGCACGCGCGAACUGGUUAGCACGAAAUACUUGGGGAUCCAGUUGCGGCCGUCCCAGUCCUGCAGAUUCGACGAGUAAAUGACGGCGGAUUCGAUCUGCAGACGCAGCAAUUCUUCAUUGUCCUUGUGCGUGGAGAACGUGCUGCCACGACUGAUGAACACGCCAGUACCGAACGUGUCCUCCUUGUUCUUACCAGACUCCAACUGUCCAUAAGCACGCUUUACAUCAAGUAGAGAAUUACGCCACAUGACAGCUUCUUGAUCCGUGCGAGGGAUGAUAAUUACGCUGGUUUCCGAUCCAAGGAUCAGCUCGACAGCGUUUUCUGGCGAGUUAAUGUACGCGAAACGCACGUCCACAAGCGCACGGCAGUCAAUCACACCGUAGCGAAUAGCAGUCGCCUCAUCAGCCAGCACUUCGUGCUUGUAGAUGGACAAUUCGUAGCCCCACUGCAUAAAGUAACGCAGCCGGAUCCGCUCUUCCUUGGAUGUACGGUAGUAAAGCCAUCCACUCGAACUGAACUCACUGGCGGACACUGCGGCAUCAGGAACAGGUCGCUUUGACGGCAUCAUGGGUCCAAUGGGCAGUCCAGAAGUCUUGAAGAAUCCGUCGUCGCUGUGAUCAAACGUCGAGGUCUUGAGCAGCUCCUUCGGCAGCACCUGGAUGUCACCGAGAGGCGACAGCGUUGCAUUGCCCUUUAACGACAUUGAGUUCGUGCAGCAGUCGUAAAUAGCGUUGGCCCAUUCCUUGAGCUGGUCUUCCGUAUCGAAAGCCAAGAGGAAAGCGUAGAAAUCUCCGAUCUGGUCUGUACGUGAGCUCUCUUCAGCGGCUGUGGGGACUGCGAAACUCACUUCCAAUUGAUAGAAAUCUGCCUCGUCCUUACUGCGUGUCCACACUUUAGACAUCUGAAGGUGGAAGAUGCACGGCAACGAGAUCAUACCGAGCAUACGACCUCCUUGUUCUGUGUAGAAGAUGAGCUGGUGGUUGCGUAGAGAGAAGUAUCGACGACGGAACACCUGGUACAACCGGUCUAACUUCCAGAUCCACGCCUCUUUGGGCUUCGUACUGGCCCAGUAGUCAGCGUGCGGGGCCUUCUUAAGCACCAGGUCGCCACAACAGCACAUGACGAGCAUCCAACGCUUGGCCAGCUUCGCGCUCUCAGCGACCAAUCGCACCUCCUUCUCACCUUUCACUUUAACCACAAAGCUGCCCAAAUCCAACCCGUCCGAAUGCACUUCCUCGAUCUCUUUCAGGGAUAUAGCGUCGAUUGCAUCACCCCAUUCACUCUCAUAAUCGCUCUGUGAAUCGUAGUACCGGAACACGCCACUGGAGAUCGCAGCAAACACUCUUCUGCCAGCGAUCUGGAUUUCUCCGCCAAUUCCCGUGAAAUCGUCAGUCAGCAUAGCACCAAGACCUGUGGUAGACAGUCUCUCCUUGGCAAUACCCGCCGCUGCAAGACGGUCUGCUUCCUUCGGAUCCACAUCUAGGCUGGUAAUGCUGUUCGAUCCUUCGGACUCAGGGAUAGACGUCAUAAUACCUGCAGUGUUCAGUGCAAUUCGCUUUACGUCAUUGAUGGCAGUCGUGAUGUCGUCGCUGCUGUCACCUGGUCGGUAGAAGUAGUCUGAUAGCCAGAUUAAUGCUGACAGCCACGCUUCCUUCUGAGCAUAGCUCUCCGCCACCAACUAAUACGAACAAACA